UCCUUAAAUUUCAAGAAAAUCCUUUUCUUUUACAAAGAUCAGUGGAUACAAAAUAUUCUCAGAAAAAAAAAUUAUAAAAUUGAAAAAAAAAAUCCACCUCAAAUUUACACUCCCUAUAUAAAUACACACCGCCCAGAGAUCUCCACCUCCUUCUCGGCACCGGCAAAACACUUCCCAAUGGCGAGCCAUUUCCACACUAUUUACCCGACUGUCGCCUCACGCGCCGCCGUCCCGGCAACCCAAAAGCACCACCUAGAAUACCCAUUUUCCUUUUCUACUAAAGAAUCUCCGCCGGCCUGGAAUAGCCUCGUGUGUAGCAGGAAGAGCUCAAGAAUCAGAGUCUCGGAUGGAGGAGGAGAGGAAUUGUCGUAUUUGGACAUGUGGAAGACGGCGAUGGAUCGCGAGAGGAAGUCUCUGGAUUUCCAGAAGAUCGUGGAGAACAGUAGAAAAUCCAGCGACGAUGAAGACGACGACGGCGCCGACGAGGAGGACAGCCCGGAAGCGAUGGAGAGGAAGAGCAACGAGUUCCAGAAGAUUCUCGAGUUCUCGCCCGAGGAAAGAGAUAGAAUUCAGAGAAUGCAAGUCAUUGAUCGUGCCUCGGCGGCGAUCGCGGCGGCUAGGGCACUGCUGAAGGAGAAUCCCCGGCCUCAGCUGGAGGUUUCCGGCGAAAUGGAAUUUCAGAGUGAAGAAAAUGAGGAGAAUCAACAAGGAGGGUUGGAAAAUGGCAGCUUAUCUGUGCCACAAUCAAUAAGCAUCACUAAUUCAACGCCUGGGCCGAACUUCUGGGCAUGGGCACCUCCUGAUGAUGAUGACAAUCUGGUGAAAUCAGACACCAAAGCUUCUCCGAUUUCAAAUCUGAGCAGUCCUGUAAUGGAGAAAGAACGCUCUGCAGAUUUUCUGACAAUCCCGUUCGAGACUGCUGUUUUGGGGAGUAAAAUCGGUCCUCCUCUUCCCCCGCUUCAGUCACUCGUGGAGGUUGAGGAUUUGGGCACUUCUAGCGCUACGUUAGAUAUGCCUCAUCAAGAGGAGGAGCAUGAACUCGGUGUUCAGUUUUCAACGCACGCGGCUGAAGCUGCUCUUGCACUGGAUCAGGUCGAGGAGGCUUCUUCGGACGGAGUCAAUGCUGAUGGAUCGAGGUGGUGGAGGGAGACGGGAACUGAACGAAGACCGGAUGGGGUCAUCUGCAAGUGGACGGUGAUUAGGGGCGUUAGUGCAGAUAAAACUAUCGAGUGGGAGAAUAAGUAUUGGGAAGCUGCCGAUGAGUUUGGGUACAAGGAAUUGGGUUCUGAGAAAUCAGGACGAGAUGCUGUAGGGAAUGUGUGGCGUGAAUAUUGGAGAGAAUCGAUGGGGCAGAGCUCUGGGCUUGCCCACAUGGAGAAAACUGCGGAUAAGUGGGCAAAGAACGGGAUAGGUGAAGAAUGGCAGGAGCAAUGGUGGGAACAUUACGAUGCUUCUGGCCAAGCGGAGAAAUGGGCACAUAAGUGGUGCAGCAUUGAUCCUAACACGCCUCUUGAUGCUGGCCACGCUCACGUGUGGCAUGAAAGGUGGGGCGAGAAAUAUGAUGGGCAUGGAGGUGCGACGAAGUACACGGACAAAUGGGCUGAGCGGUGCGAAGGUGAUGGGUGGUCGAAAUGGGGCGACAAAUGGGACGAGAGCUUUGAUUUAAACGCUAACGGGGUGAAACAAGGGGAGACGUGGUGGGAAGGCAAAAGUGGCGAUAGAUGGAACCGCACGUGGGGCGAGGGGCACAACGGGUCGGGAUGGGUGCACAAGUACGGCAAGAGCAGCAGCGGGGAGCACUGGGACACUCAUGCUGAGGAAGAAACAUGGUAUGAGAGAUUCCCACAUUAUGGCUUCUAUCAUUGCUUUGAGAACUCUGUGCAACUCAAAGAAGUUAAGAGACCAUCAGAAUGGCCAUGAGAAGUGUGUUCUGUGCUUCUUUUUGUCAGUUCUAAUGCACACUUUAUGGUGUUGUUGCUUCAGAAGUUAUAAUUGUGGCCUUGCAGAUUUGCAGGUCUUUUAGAUUAUAUAGAAGGCAUAGUUGGUAUAAAAAUGUUACUUUUCUCACUGUAAUCUGACCUUGAAAUGGUGUUCAAACCAUUCUGUUGCACUUUCAUAAUUUAUGCCUCAUAAUAUUAAUGCUUAUAACCUUUG
Ipomoea nil (Japanese morning glory) is the source of this 2154-nucleotide messenger RNA. RefSeq lists its product as uncharacterized. Lineage: Eukaryota; Viridiplantae; Streptophyta; Magnoliopsida; Solanales; Convolvulaceae. The transcript is spliced from 4 exons. Gene Ontology annotation, cellular component: starch grain; chloroplast stroma. The record is from RefSeq and is a predicted model, not a curated record. Gene Ontology annotation, molecular function: starch binding. Gene Ontology annotation, biological process: starch metabolic process; regulation of starch metabolic process. Bases 178 to 1920 code for a protein of 580 amino acids.